Molecule: messenger RNA, 1926 nt
Organism: Ophidiomyces ophidiicola
Lineage: Eukaryota; Fungi; Ascomycota; Eurotiomycetes; Onygenales; Onygenaceae
Gene: CBK1
Product: Serine/threonine-protein kinase
Exons: 4
Coding region: 1-1926 (641 amino acids)
Biological process (GO): intracellular signal transduction; peptidyl-serine phosphorylation
Molecular function (GO): protein serine/threonine kinase activity; ATP binding
Source: RefSeq, a predicted model, not a curated record
AUGGACCCUAAUAGUGGUAAUAACGAAAAUAAUUACAAUGAUCGCUUCUAUGGCUUCAACGAUCGUCCCUACACCGCCGCCAAUGCUCGGGCAUACCCAACGACCCCCUCGACUUUUCCGCAGCCAAUGUACCAAAAUCAGGGUGGCCACGAGUAUGCUACCGCUCAGAAUGCACCGAAUACGUAUAACCAAGGGUAUUUCGGCAACAACCCAUACGCCCAGCAAGCCCCGCACCCGCAGCAGUUCAUGCACCCAAACGUUGCACCCCCGCAGCCUGGCUACCAACCCCGUGCCGGUGGGUAUCUGCCUAACGAUGGAACUAGCGGCUUAAUUCAGCAGUUCUCAAAUCAGGAUCUUGGUGGCUCUCCUCGCGGGGCCGCAGCUGCCCGUGUCCCUCCCCAAGGCCAACGCCCUCGUACAGCAGGGUCUCCCGCUCUUAACCAAGGCCCAGGACAUUUGGCCCCUCCCAUGUCCAGUCGUAGCCCAAAGCAGGCUACUGAAGAAGAAGAGUUGGUUAGAUGCCCCGAGAAAUAUUCUGAGAACGUGCACAAAAGAGGAAAAGCAGCAAAGGAGUUGGUUAACGUUUUCUUCCGCGAGAAUAUCGAACGUGCGCGUGAUCGUAACCUCCGUGCCGUGAACCUGGACAAGGUCCUACAAAACAACACUGUCUCGGACGCAAGGAAACGCCAUGAGGCAGAGACUGUUGCAAAAAAGGAAUCCAAUUUCUUGCGAUUUAUCCGAACCAGAGAAACUGUUUCAAAUUUCCAAACUCUCAAGAUUAUUGGCAAAGGUGCUUUUGGUGAAGUGAAGCUUGUCCAGCGGAAAUCAGAUGGGAAGAUCUAUGCCUUAAAAUCGCUGAUUAAAUCUGAAAUGUUCAAAAAAGACCAACUUGCCCAUGUCCGCGCUGAACGUGACAUUUUGGCUGAUUCGAAAGACAACCCCUGGCUUGUUAAACUUCAUGCUUCGUUCCAGGAUAAAGCCUAUCUCUAUCUACUAAUGGAGUUCUUGCCUGGUGGCGAUCUGAUGACAAUGUUGAUUAAGUAUGAAAUCUUCUCUGAAGAUAUCACUCGGUUUUACAUGGCAGAACUCGUGAUGGCGAUUGAGGCCGUUCAUAAGCUUGGCUUCCUCCACCGUGAUAUAAAGCCGGAUAACAUUCUACUUGAUCGUGGUGGUCAUAUCAAACUUACUGACUUUGGUUUGUCCACUGGCGGAAAGAAACAGCAUGAUAACUCAUACUACCAACAGCUAUUAAAAAACACUUCUGCUUCCAAAGACAAGAACCGAAACUCGGGAUUUUUCAACGACGCUAUCAAUCUGACAGUUUCUAACCGUGGUCAAAUCAACACCUGGCGAAAGUCUCGCCGUGCCAUGGCUUACUCGACGGUUGGCACACCUGACUAUAUUGCCCCCGAAAUCUUCAAUGGGCAGGGCUACACCUACUUAUGUGACUGGUGGUCUGUUGGAGCUAUUAUGUUUGAAUGCUUGAUCGGGUGGCCACCAUUCUGCACCGAACAGCAAAAUGACGUCUAUCGAAAAAUCCUCAAUUGGAAAGAAUGCCUUUAUUUCCCCGAGGAAAUGACCCUGUCUCGUGACUCGGAACAUCUUAUUAGAAGUUUCCUGUGUGAUCCUGAAGAUCGUAUUGGCCAAGAGGGCGGACAACAUGGGGGGGCGAACCAAAUUAAAAACCAUCCGUUCUUCCGUGGCGUUGUCUGGGACCAGCUUCGCAAAAUUCGUGCUCCGUUCGAGCCCAGACUUACGUCCAAUGUUGAUGUUUCUUACUUCCCCAUUGAUGAGAUUCCUCAGGAGGAUAAUAGUGCACAAUUACGCGCUCAAGCCCGUGCCAUGCCGGAAGAGCACGAAGCCGAGAUGAGUCUUCCGUUUAUCGGUUACACUUACAAAGCUUUCAAUGCUUUCCAGGCGAAUUAG